GCUUGCCGUGGCACUCGGAUAAAGCAAAGAUAACUUGCCCCCGCUGGAUCUUUUUUUCCAAAAUUAAACCGACCAAUCGCACGUAGUCGAGGAAGAUCCACCGUUCGCGAGAUCCAGAGAGCCGCGUCGAUCAUCGUUCGAGAAAGACGUUUGCCGUUCCUGUCAUCGGCUCGAAGCGUAUUUGAAUCGGUCGUCGAGAUUGAGUGCGCACAAGUGUUACCUUGCUUCUUUUUAAAUGCAUUCUAAUCUAGAUUCUCGACAAGCUUCGAAAAUGACGUUCUCGACGAUGAAACUCUUACUUUCCCUUCCCAUUUUCUUAGUCUGUUUGGGCUACGCAUCUGCGGAUAGGGACGCCAGAGUUGUUUGUUACUUCAGCAACUGGGCGAUAUAUCGACCUGGCGUUGGAAGUUACGGCAUCGGCGAUAUCCCAGGGGAAUUAUGUACACACGUGAUCUAUUCCUUCAUCGGUGUGAGCAAUGUCACCUGGGAGGUACUCGUCUUGGACGAGGAACUCGACGUUCGGAAGGGCGGCUUUAAGAAUUUCACCCAACUCAGACAGAAGUAUCCUCAUCUGAAAACCGAAGUCGCGGUUGGCGGUUGGGGUGAAGGUGGCAAGAAGUACAGCAACCUCGUUACGAUGAAACAACGCAGAGAUACUUUCAUCAAGAGCGUCGUUGAAUUCAUGUACAAAUACGAGUUCGACGGUUUCGAUCUCGACUGGGAAUACCCUAGUGCCACGGACAGAGGUGGCAAAUUCUCCGAUAAGGACAAUUUCUUCUACUUCGUUGAAGAACUUAAACGUGCUUUCGAUAAAGAAGGAAAAGGCUGGGAGAUCACAAUGGCCGUACCUAUGGCCAAGUUCCGUCUCGAUGAAGGUUAUCACGUUCCAGAAUUCUGUCAGCACCUCGACGCGAUUCACGUUAUGUCUUAUGAUCUUCGUGGAAAUUGGGCUGGAUUUGCCGACGUCCAUAGUCCUCUUUACAAGAGACCCCACGACGGUUACGCUUAUGAAAAACUCAAUGUGCACGAUGGGCUUCUGCUUUGGGAAGACAAAGGGUGUCCAGCCAAAAAAUUGGUCGUCGGUGUGCCUUUGUACGGUCGUACGUUCACACUUGCGCGUGGUAACACAAAUUACAAUCCAGGAACCUACAUAAACAAGGAAGCAGGUGGUGGUAAUCCUGGCCCGUAUACGCAGGCUAAGGGAUUCUUGGCAUACUACGAGAUCUGUACGGAAGUGAAUAAUCCUAAGUCAGGAUGGACGAAGAAAUACGACUCCAUUGGGAAGGUACCUUAUGCUUACAAGGAAACGCAGUGGGUUGGUUAUGAGGAUGCUGACAGUAUUAAGAUAAAGAUGGACUUUAUUAGGGAAAAAAGGUAUGCCGGUGCUAUGGUUUGGGCAAUAGAUAUGGACGACUUCGCCGGUCUCUGCGGAGAAAAGAAUCCUCUCAUGAAAGUAAUUUACGAUGGCAUGAAGGGAUACAAAGUCCCUAAGAAAGAACAUCACUCUACGCCUACCCCUGAUUGGGCAAGACCACCAAGUACGACAUCUUCCACGGUAGGAUCUAUAUCCACGAGGGACACUGAGGAAACGACUCGCCCAACCGUGCCGGUAAAUCCAGGCUCCUCUUCUAAACCACCGGUCGAUGAUAACGUUGUUUGCAAAGGCGAAGAAUACAUUCCUUCGAAGAAUUGCGCUAUGUACUAUCGAUGUGUCUUCGGAAGUCCGCAAAGGCUCCAAUGUCAACAUGGUUUGGUCUUCCACACUAGCAUGCAUGUUUGUGUCUGGCCUCAAAACGCCGACCGCGAAGAGUGCAGAAGUCAAUAAAUAAAUCAAUGAUAUUGUAGUAUGAACAUAAGAAGAAGAAAUUAAACUCUUUUGUAUAAAGGGGGUGGGAGAAGGGGGGAAAGAAAGGAAUACCUAUCGAAUAAUAAAUUUUUUACGCG
Messenger RNA from Vespula pensylvanica (western yellowjacket), 1944 nucleotides. Its product is annotated as endochitinase. Lineage: Eukaryota; Metazoa; Arthropoda; Insecta; Hymenoptera; Vespidae. Gene Ontology annotation, cellular component: extracellular region. Gene Ontology annotation, molecular function: chitin binding; chitinase activity. The transcript is spliced from 10 exons. Bases 236 to 1825 code for a protein of 529 amino acids. The record is from RefSeq and is a predicted model, not a curated record. Gene Ontology annotation, biological process: carbohydrate metabolic process; chitin catabolic process.